AUGUUGUUGAAAGAAUUCAGAUACAUUCCAAUCCAACCAUAUGACAGAGCUGGUUUGUGUACGAGUAAUGUAGUUUCAGUGAUUGUUGGACCUGAGCUGGCUUCAACACUUGUUAUUUUUAUCUCAAAGGUUCAUUUGAGCAACUCUUGUGUGUCAAAAAGUGAUGGGAAUGGAGACAAGUUAAGCAUUGUUGCUUCAACCAUGGCUCCAAGUUUGAGUUCUACUGGUUCCACAACUACAAUGUGCUGGUGCUCGGGAUUACAAUGGGAAUCCUUUCUGAACUGCUGCAGUGGCAACACUCACAAUGAUAUGUUACUUGCCAAACUUGAGACUGUCAAUACUAGUUCUGGUGAACCUGGUUCUUCAGUGUUUGUUUUCAACACGGAUCCGGGACUUCCUGUGUGGUCAGAGUGGUUAGUUUUUAAUAGAGUCAAUGCUCGUGCUAGAAAAGGAUUGGUAUUAGGUCCUAUGCGACUUCUCCUAAGGUACAUUCUCUAUCUUUUAUGA
Solanum stenotomum is the source of this 507-nucleotide messenger RNA. RefSeq lists its product as uncharacterized. The transcript is spliced from 4 exons. NCBI's taxonomy places the organism in Eukaryota, Viridiplantae, Streptophyta, Magnoliopsida, Solanales, Solanaceae. Bases 1 to 507 code for a protein of 168 amino acids. The record is from RefSeq and is a predicted model, not a curated record. Gene Ontology annotation, biological process: embryo development ending in seed dormancy; chloroplast organization.